Prunus armeniaca (apricot) is the source of this 1251-nucleotide messenger RNA. The record is from the annotation of a GenBank genome assembly. Lineage: Eukaryota; Viridiplantae; Streptophyta; Magnoliopsida; Rosales; Rosaceae.
AUGGCUCUUUGCAAAUGGGUCUCUUUGAUUUUCAUAGUUACGGUGAUUAUGCCACUUCUCAUUUCUUCAGACCAUUCUUUGAGCCCAGAAGAGGUGGCUCAAAUCCCAUUUAAGUUCCUUGACCAUGCUAAAAGGCAGAAGCUUUUUGAUUUUAUGGUGGGUGUUCGAAGGAAAAUACAUGAAAACCCAGAACUCGGUUUUGAGGAAUUCGAGACUAGUGAGCUUAUCAGAGCUGAGCUUGACCAGAUGGGCAUCCCUUACAAAUACCCAUUGGCUGAAACUGGUAUUGUUGGCUUUAUUGGGACUGGUGGACCGCCUUUUGUUGCAAUUCGAGCGGAUAUGGAUGCUCUAGCUAUGCAGGAGAGUGUGGAGUGGGAGCACAAGAGUAAAGUUCCGGGGAAGAUGCAUGCAUGUGGACAUGAUGCUCAUGUUGCCAUGCUUCUUGGUGCUGCAAAGAUACUUCAAGAGCAUCACCACGAAUUACAGGGAACAGUUGUUCUUGUUUUCCAACCAGCUGAGGAAGGAGGUGGAGGAGCAAAGAAAAUGUUAGAUGAAGGGGCAUUGGAGCAUGUUGGUGCCAUCUUUGGGUUGCAUGUCGCUGCUGAUUACCCCAUUGGUUCAGUGCACACAAUAGACCCAAUCUUGGCUGCUUCCAAUGUCAUUGUUAGUCUGCAACAUCUUGUUUCACGUGAAGCUGACCCCUUGGAAUCACAGGUUGUUACCGUUGGAAAAUUCCAAGGUGGUGGUGCAUUCAAUGUUAUUCCAGAUUCUGUUACAAUUGGUGGCACGUUCAGGGCAUUUUCAAAGGAAAGCUUUAUCCAACUUAAACAAAGAAUUGAAGAGGUUAUCACUAGGCAAGCCAGUGUACAGAGGUGUAAUGCAACAGUCCUAUUCAAUGAAAGGGAUAAGCCCUUUUACCCUGUGGCUGUUAAUGACAAAAAUCUGCAUGAACACUUCCGAAAUGUUGCAGGUGAUUUGUUGGGCCCUCAGAACAUAUUGGAAAGGCAACCCAUGAUGGGUGCAGAAGACUUCUCAUUUUAUCAAGAAGCAAUUCCGGGAUACUUCUUCUUUGUUGGUAUGAAGAAUGAGUCUCAAGGAAAGUUUGAAUCAGGGCAUUCACCGUUCUUUAGAGUAAAUGAAGAUGUUCUUCCAUAUGGAGCAGCAUUGCAUGCAUCAUUGGCCACAAGAUACCUCCUGGAAAAUCAACCCAAAUCUACUUUGCCGAAAGGGAGCUUUCAUGAUGAAUUGUGA